AGUAAAUAUGUCAAACCUCGACUUCACUUUUUCUUCCAUUGAUUAUGCGUUGUUUGGAAUUACUCUUGGAUUAACAUUCAUCAUUGGAAUAUACUAUGCUUAUCGCGGAAAAAAACAAAAAACAAGCAAUAAAUCCAAUGACUAUCUUAAUGCUACCAAAUCCAUGGCAUUUUUCCCUGUAGCGAUAUCUUUAUGCGUCACCUACCAAUCUUCGUCGUACCUUCUUGCCAUUCCCACGGAAGUAUACUUGUAUGGUUCUAUAGUUAUCUGGUCCAUUGUCGUUACGAUAGUAGCACCUAUAUUCGUAGGCUUAAUUUUCGUUCCAACCUACUUCAGGUGCGGGGUGACAGGCGUACAUGAGUAUCUGAGAUUGAGAUUCAAUCGUCGUAUGCAAGUCAUCGGUGCUGUGGCUUUCCUGUCUUCAUCAACAAUAUUUUCCGCGAUUUCAAUAUACGCACCCGCUCUGGCAAUUGAAGCUGUUACUGGAUUAAGUCUGUGGACGAGCAUAAUCACCUGUGGAAUAAUAUGUACGGCAUACACAACCUUGGGCGGCCUCAGAGGUGUAAUUUGGAGCGACGUGUUUUUAUCAUUCAUUUUAUAUGGAGGUAUCUUGGCAAUUUUGAUUAAAGGCACCCAAGUCAGUGGAGGAAUAUCUGAAGUAUGGAAAGUUGCCGUUGAAGAUGGAAGAUUUGAUAUAUUCAACUUUGAAACCGAUAUCCGUAUACGCCAUACGUUUUGGUCAAUUGUAUUUGGUGGAAUGGUUACCAGUAUAGCGGUCCUUGGAACGUCUGUAACGCCAGUCCAACGAUACUUGAGUUGUAAGUCUACAAAAGAGGCUCAAAAAUCAAUGUGUAUCAACAUCAUUGGACAAAUAUUUUUGGAUUUGAUUGUUAUUCUUCUUGGACUGAUUAUUUACAGUACAUUCCGUGGGUGUGACCCCAUAGGGCAGCAAUGCAUUCAAAAAGCGGACCAGAUUCUACCUUUAGCAGUAAUGAAACUGUUUUACGACAUUCCUGGUAUUCCAGGAUUGUUUCUGUCUGCCAUUUUAGCUGCAGCGUUGAGUACGAUCUCAUCCUCAAUCAAUUCUUUAGCAGCAGCAACAAUGGAUAACAUGGUGAAACCUUUCACACAAUACAGCGAUAGAACGUACUUGUUCGUAUCAAAAGGGGUAGUAUUUUUCUUUGGAAUCGUUGCUGUGGGAUUUGCUGCCUUGAUGACAUACACGACAGAAUUGUUCGAAAUCUCUACAAGUUUAUUUUCGCUCACUCUCGGACCGAUAUUGGGAAUGUACACACUGGCUAUGCAAUUCCCAUUUGUCAACUGGAUGGGUGCUGCUGGUGGCUUGCUUUGUGGAAUCGCGUCAACUACGUGGGUGUUCCUUGGAAAACAGUCUAUAAGACAAUCAAAUGAAUUUGUUCGACGUUUAUCGUUAUCUACUGAUCUCUGUAAUGCUUCGUGCAUAUUACAAGCUGGCGAAACCAACUUUACUACACUUAUUUAUUCAACCCCCGAUGCAACUAUUGUUAAUGAAAUAAGCUCGGUUGCAGAUCAGGGUGUCAUGUUCGAUGACAAUGUUCCUUUCUAUACCAUUUCAUAUCGAUAUCUUUCGGCGGUUGGGUUGUUAGCAUGCUUGAUCAGCGGCAUCGUCAUCAGCCUUCUUACAUGUGGUUGGAAAGACAGGCACAAUGUUGAUCCAAAACUACUGAGGCCUUUCUUUGACCUCUGGAUAUUUCGUUGCUGGAUUCCUGCUAAUGUACGGAGAUUUCUUCGGUUUGGAAUUGAUUGGAGUGAAGAUGACGACGAUAUGGUGUACGAUAUACAGGAGAACAAGGAAAUAUCAGAAAACAAAAAACAAAUCUGCUCUUUCAAAGUGGAUGAUCAGAAAAAGAAGUUUUGCAAUGAAAGUUUCAGUAACGAAGAUAACGUUUCUAUUAAUUUUACCAAAUUGUAAUAGUAUGCUCUCGCACAAGCAAUGAGGAGAAGUGCUAUCAUAAUAAUUGCUCAUUACAGUAUUUAACUUAAGUAGAAACUGUUGCUUAGGACGUAGCAAAUCAACUUGGUUCAUUGGAUUUUACUUUAAUAUUCAUCGUCACCAGUUUAUUUUUGCCUACAAUCCUCCAAUCUCAGAUUCUAUAACAGACAUAGGCAAACUACGGCCCGUGUGCCAAAUCCGCCCCGUUGGGUAGUUCAAUCUGGCCCGCUCGAUGCUGCCACAACCAAACUAAAACCAAAUUUUGAUGUUGAGCUAAAAAUACCUCAAGGAAUUUUUUGACAUUAAGAUUAAAUUUAGUUUUGGCACGAAGCUCAUUGUUUUUUUACCUUUGUAACAGUGUAAAUAAUAUUCAUGAAAUGUGACUUUUACGUCACACUUACAUGGCCCACCAGUCUAGGUAGGCAAAUGUUUUGGCUCUUGGUCCAAAAAAACUGCCCACCCUUAUUCUAUGAGGUGAAUUCCAAAAUGCAGUCAUUGUCACAUGCAACCUUUUAAAAUGACCAUACUAUACAAGUAGUUAUAAUAUUGAUUGAAAAUAUUAAUAUUGAUUGUAAUGCACAAUAAUUUGUUUAUUAUUUUUAAUUAACGUGGAUCCAUGUGUGCUUUUCCAAUUAUAUUCAUGCACUAUCACGCUUCUUUUAUUACUGAUUGCAUACCAAGUAUUAAAAUGGAUCGUUCUAACAAUUUGUUGUUGCUCUUUAAAAAAAUCGAACGAACUGAUCGUCUUUCACUUCUUAAAUA
This is a messenger RNA of Styela clava, 2734 nucleotides long. Its product is annotated as sodium-coupled monocarboxylate transporter 1-like. Lineage: Eukaryota; Metazoa; Chordata; Ascidiacea; Stolidobranchia; Styelidae. The record is from RefSeq and is a predicted model, not a curated record. Gene Ontology annotation, molecular function: symporter activity. Gene Ontology annotation, biological process: transmembrane transport; sodium ion transport. Gene Ontology annotation, cellular component: membrane.